Callithrix jacchus (white-tufted-ear marmoset) is the source of this 2160-nucleotide messenger RNA. RefSeq names its product claudin 17 (gene CLDN17). NCBI's taxonomy places the organism in Eukaryota, Metazoa, Chordata, Mammalia, Primates, Cebidae. The record is from RefSeq and is a predicted model, not a curated record. Gene Ontology annotation, cellular component: bicellular tight junction; membrane. Gene Ontology annotation, molecular function: structural molecule activity.
GAAUGUGUGUGAAGAAAGGCAACAUGCAUUUACAACAGGAAUUUCUAGUUAGGCCAAGUUCAGUCACAGCCACUGAUUUGGACUAAAACGUUAUGGGCACCAACCAAGGAGAACAUCAUCAAAGACUUCUCUAGACUCAAGAGCCUUCCACGUUCUGCAUUGUGAGCAUCUUCUACCACUCCGAAUUGGACCAGUCUUCAAAGGAAAGACAAUGGUAUUUUAUCCCCUGCAAAUUGCUGGGCUGGUUCUUGGGUUCCUUGGCAUGGUGGGGACUCUUACCACAACCCUUCUGCCUCAGUGGAGAGUAUCAGCAUUUGUUGGCAGCAACAUUAUUGUCUUUGAGAGGCUCUGGGAAGGCCUCUGGAUGAACUGCAUCCGACAAGCCAGGGUCAGGUUGCAAUGCAAGUUCUAUAGUUCCUUGUUGGCUCUUCCACCUGCCCUGGAAACAGCCCGGGCACUCAUGUGUUUGGCUGUUGCUCUCUCCUUGAUUGCCCUACUUAUUGGCAUCUGUGGCAUGAAGCAGGUCCAGUGCACAGGCUCUAAUGAGAGGGCUAAAGUAUACCUUCUGGGAACUUCGGGAGUCCUCUUCAUCCUGACGGGCAUCUUCGUUCUGAUUCCAGUGAGCUGGACAGCCAAUAUAAUCAUCAGAGAUUUCUACAACCCAGCCAUUCACAUAGGUCAGAAACGAGAGCUGGGAGCAGCACUUUUCCUCGGCUGGACGAGCGCUGCUGUCCUCUUCAUUGGAGGGGGUCUGCUUUGUGGAUUCUGCUGCUGCAACAGAAAGAAGCAAAGGCUCAGAUAUCCGGUGCCUGCAUACUGUGUGCCACACACAGAUAAGCGAAGAAACAUGGCAACACUUAGUAAGACCUCCACCAGUUAUGUCUAAUGCCUGCUUUCACCUCCAAGUAUGGACUAUGGCCAAUGUGUUUUAGAAAGUCCUGCCAGAAACUGUAAGUAUGUUCAGGCAGGAGAACUUGCUUUACGACUACAUUUAAAUUGAUAUGAAAGUUUCAAUUUGUUACUGGUGGUAGGAAUGAAAAUGACUUACUUGGAAAUUCUGACUUCAGGUGUAUUAAAUGUAUUUGCUAUUGUUGCACUCAAUCCGUGCUCCAAUUUUCAUAUUCCAAAGUCAAAUAUUCCCAUCAUCAUUAGCAGGUGUACAAUGAUGGACUACUCCUUCUUGACCAUCAUGUAUUAUCGGAUAAGAAUCUAAAGUUGAAAUUGAUAAUCCAUAACAAUAAAACAUAUAUCUAUUCUAAAAACCUAUUAUUUUUCCUCUACAUUGUUUCUUAUACUACAGACUAACAACUAAGUAAUGAUCAUUUUAAAAUGAUUGUCAUGAAAAAUUGUAAAUAUCAAAUAAUGAUUUUCAUUGGAUUUGUCAAAAUAUGAAAAUGUUCAUCUAAUAAAAGGCUUUGUUCAUCAGACACUUUAGUGAAAAGGGAGCUCUGAUUUCUCUUAGGACAAUUAAGAAGACAGAUUUUAAGGUCUCUAAUUAAUACAGUUAAAUUCAGCUAGAAUUUUUGUUUAAAGAAAAAUAAUUUAUAAAUGAAAAAUAAUAUUUUUUCAUAGCCUAUUAUCUGCACCUCAAGCAAACAGAAGCAUCUACCUUGAUAAGGCACAUCAAUAGAAGGCUAUUAACACUCAAUUCUUAUCUAGAGUUUAUAUGAUCCCAAUUAGAGAAUUGCAGUUUGGGCGUUGAAAGGAAUGGUUUCUAUUCUUUGUUUUAUUCCUUAGUCACUGCACAGGUAUAAGCAUGCUAAGCAAUUCGAAGAAUCAAGGUUAUGAUUCAGGCAAGUAAUCAGGCUAAGAUAAAAUACCUCUUUUGUAUUAUCUAGUAAACAAAUAGGUAUGGUGAAGGUAUUUUGUUUUGCUUGAAGUACAUGCGUUAUUUUCUCAAUUUUUUUUUCCCAUGUAUACGUAUCAAUAUCAGGGUUAAAAGUGUGGUGGGCCAGGUGGGGUGAGAGAGUGGGGAGUGUUUACGAGGCAAGGUCACCCCUGUGGGUUGCUUCUGAAUAACUCUUGGAUCUUAUGAGUCAAUCAUAGUUUAUAAGUUCAGUUUUAACUCUUCAAAUAUUGUGCUUAUUUUGUAAUAAACUUGUAUUUGAUUUUGAGUAUAUAAUUGCAAUGAGAAGCUUAAAUUUAUUCACCAAAUAUUUA